Messenger RNA from Vigna unguiculata (cowpea), 327 nucleotides. RefSeq names its product chymotrypsin inhibitor 3-like. Gene Ontology annotation, molecular function: endopeptidase inhibitor activity. NCBI's taxonomy places the organism in Eukaryota, Viridiplantae, Streptophyta, Magnoliopsida, Fabales, Fabaceae. The record is from RefSeq and is a predicted model, not a curated record.
AUGGCGAGUGCAAUGCUUUUUGCUCUUUUCCUUUUUUCUGCCCUAACCUUCUACCCUCCUUCAACCACUGCUCAACCUGUCACGGAUGGGAAUGGUAACAUCGUUAAAAAUGGUGGCAGAUUCUAUAUAUUGCCAUCAGGUUUAGGAGCCCCCGGCGGUGGAAUUCGAGCACUCCAAACGGAUAACGAAACUAUCCCUCUCUCUGUUGUGCAAUCUCCCUUCAAGGGCGAUAUAGGGCUUCCAAUUAUCAUUUCAUCCCCAAUCAAUACCGAAUUUCUCCCUGAAGGUCAGGUGACCCUUAGCUUCGAACAUACUAUAAUUGAUUAA